AUGGGAUCACCAUUGGAGCCAGUUUCAUGUCCCAGAAAAACCCCAUUUAGAAUAGAAACCAAGAACUUAUCAUGCAGAUUGCGCAGCCAGCUUGAUGAGUUCAGAAGUCUGUUUUUUGGUUCAAGUCCAAGGAGCAGUGCUAAGCUGAUCUUAAAAGAUGUAAAUUGUGAGGCCAAACCUGGAGAACUCACAGUUAUUGCUGGUCCUAGUGGAGCUGGAAAGACCACACUGCUAGAGAUUCUUGCAGGGAGAGUAUCCCUAUGUGAGGUUUCAGGGCAAGUUCUUGUCAAUCAUAGGCCCAUGGACUUAAAGCAAUUCAGAAGAACAUGUGGGUAUGUCACACAAGAAGAUACAUUGUUCCCUUCGCUUACAGUUAGAGAAACACUCAUGUAUAGUGCACUUCUGAGGCUUCCUGGGGGGAGAAAAGUGGCUGCUGCAAGAGUUGCAGGGUUGAUGAAGGAGCUUGGGUUGGAUCACAUUGCAGAUUCAAGAAUUGGUACUGGUCGUGGUGGAUCAUCAGACCAAGGUAUAUCAGGUGGGGAAAGGCGAAGAGUUUCCAUCGGAGUUGAUUUGGUUCAUGACCCUGCAGUUAUUUUGAUUGAUGAACCAACUUCAGGGUUGGAUUCAGCAUCUGCGCUGAACAUAGUCUCAAUGCUUAGAUUAAUGGCAUUUAAUCAAGGUAAGACUAUCGUUUUAACCAUUCACCAACCUGGGUUUCGGAUUUUACAGCUGGUUGAUCAUCUUGUUCUGCUCUCGGAUGGAUUUGUCAUGCAUAAUGGGUCACUGAAUCUUCUUGAGGCUAGGCUCAAGUUGGCUGGGCAUCAUAUUCCACAUCAUGUCAAUGUCCUUGAAUUUGCCCUUGAUGUCAUGGGAUGCUUGGUGAUACAAACUUCAGAAUCUAGGAACAAUCAACUUCUUCUCAGAGACAGGGAGGAACAAGUUUGUAAAAUGAGAAUGCCGUGCUCAUUGUAUGUCAGAGAAAAGGCUGUUCAGUACCCAAAUUCUCCAGUGGAGGAGAUUCUAAUCCUAGGACAAAGGUUUUGCUGCAACAUAUUCAGAACCAAGCAACUGUUCGUCACCAGAGUCAUACAAGCCUUAGUAGCUGGAUUUAUACUAGGGACUAUAUUUUUUAAUGUUGGCAACCGAGAAGGCCAAGUUGCCUUACAGACACGAAGUGGAUUUUUUGCUUUCAGCCUUACCUUUUUGUUAUCUUCGACAACAGAAGGCCUGCCUAUUUUCUUGCAAGAGAAAAGGACUUUGAUGAAAGAGACCUCAAGAGGAGCUUAUAGAGUAUCUUCAUAUGUUCUAGCAAACACACUAGUGUUUCUUCCUUUCCUUUUGAUGGUUGGUCUUCUAUAUUCUACUCCAGUUUAUUGGCUGGUAGGUUUAAGGAAGGAAAUAGAUGGGUUCCUAUACUUUUCUCUGGUUGUUUGGUUGGUGGUCCUCAUGUCAAAUUCUCUUGUAGCUUGUUUCAGUGCUCUGGUGCCAAAUUUCAUCCUGGGAACGUCAGUGAUUGCAGGGUUAAUGGGUUCUUUCUUUCUAUUUUCAGGGUAUUUCAUAUCAAAGGGAAACAUACCCAGAUACUGGAUUUUCAUGCACUAUAUAAGUCUAUUCAAGUACCCAUUCGAGUGUUUUAUGAUAAAUGAAUAUGGAGGAAAACAAGGGAAAGCCAGAUGCCUAGAGAAUAGGAAUGGAGAAUGCAGUUUAUCUGGAGAUGAGUUCUUAAGACAGCAAGGUCUGAGAGAGUCCCAAAGAUGGAGUAAUUUGGCUGUGAUAUUGAGUUUCAUAAUUGGGUAUAGAGUGCUAUGCUUUUUGAUUCUGUGGUAUAGAUGCCACAGAACUAGAAAAUAAUAGAUCAGCUUCAUAAGGAAUAGGUACUUUCCCCAGAUUAUUUUAUAUUUCUUCCUUACCACCAAGAAUGAAUACUUAUGAUAGGGUUAGAAUAAUUUAUGUUUGUAUAUUGUAUGCAAA
Messenger RNA from Neltuma alba, 1971 nucleotides. RefSeq names its product ABC transporter G family member 10-like. The record is from RefSeq and is a predicted model, not a curated record. Gene Ontology annotation, biological process: transmembrane transport. Gene Ontology annotation, cellular component: membrane. The transcript has a single exon. Bases 1 to 1851 code for a protein of 616 amino acids. Gene Ontology annotation, molecular function: ABC-type transporter activity; ATP binding; ATP hydrolysis activity. Lineage: Eukaryota; Viridiplantae; Streptophyta; Magnoliopsida; Fabales; Fabaceae.